AUGCAGGCAGAGGAGAAAGAAGAGCGCCCUCAAUGCCAUGCAUGCGUUCUGGCUGGCACCAAGUGUCCGGGAUAUGAGAAGCGAUGGAAAUUUAUGGAUGAAAAUUCGCGAUUGUUGUCCAUUUACCGGAAAAAGAAUUAUGUACUUGAGGAAAUACUCCGCGAAGCAGACACCAGCUUAAAUUGCACUCACCCCAGCCCCUACUCAGAUUUCCCAACGCUUUCUGAACCAGCCGCACGGAGAAUUUUCCGUGUGGACAUAUUUCGGUCCAUAUCAUCACCGGAAGAUGGCAAUGCAUCCUUUCUUGCACAGAUUCUCAAAGACCCUAGGUUCCAGUCUCUACUUCCACUCAGAUCGAACGGAAACUUCUUCGCCUUCAUCCCUAGCCACAUUGGUCGGAAUCUUGCACUAGAUGAUGCAAUAUCUUGUUUGUCCUCUAUCUACAAAGAUACUUUCGCAACUUCAUCGAAGCCUUCAGAAAUCACCUUUCGACGGUAUGCCCGAAGCCUCAACUCGCUCAGGGUUUGUCUAGAGGAGCCCUUAGUCCGUCUUCAGUCUGAGACCAUUUGCGCAUCUCUGAUCCUUCAGUGUUGCGAACUCACUCUGAAUACGGAUGAAGGGCAGUGGAGCAAUCUCCUCAGAGGCUCAAAACUUCUCAUCCAGGAAUCUGGUCCAUCAAGGUUUAAGACAUCCUUUGAAAGGGGAAUGCUGGAAUCACAAAGACACUUAUUCAUUGCGCAAGACAUCAAUGCUUGUGAGAAAUGUUUUCUAUCACGACCAGAAUGGCGACAAUUAACCGGCUCGCUAGCUACUACAGGCGCCCAGAUUCCACGUUCAUGUGGACUCCUCCAAACGCGUUUUACUGAUAUCCUUAUGGAUGUCCCAGAUUUAUUUUAUAGCGUUAUCAAGCUUUCUGAGCAAGAAAAGGCUAGAUGCAUUGACAUGACAGUGAUCAAGACUAGGGCAUUAAGGGUUCUUCGCCAGGUUGUUACAAUGCAAGGAACCAUUCAAAACUGGUACGAUGAUGACUUCGAACCUGUACUUAGAAAAGCAAGCGGAGAAUUUCAAGAUGACUUCGACAACGAUGGGUGUCAUCGGGGCUAUCCUAAUGUUUUCCUGGCCGUGCUAGAUUGCACAUCGAACUCAAUUCUGCUCCAUGUUGAAGCUUUGCUAUCAAAACUUGCGACCCUUUUUCCACGAGAAACUCAGCUAUUAAAACCAGACACUCCUAUUGGGUGUGCAGUGGCACGACAGGCUAUUGUUCACAGUGCUUUUGUCUAUGUGAAGAAGAGUUCCAAAGUGGCAUGGAAGCCCCUUGAAUUUGGAUUAAAACAGUUACAGACUCUCGACGAUGUCAUCAAUCAUAUUUUUGAAAGUGGGCUUUCUAAGUGA
Exophiala aquamarina CBS 119918 is the source of this 1392-nucleotide messenger RNA. RefSeq lists its product as uncharacterized. The coding region runs from base 1 to 1392 and encodes 463 amino acids. Lineage: Eukaryota; Fungi; Ascomycota; Eurotiomycetes; Chaetothyriales; Herpotrichiellaceae. The transcript has 2 exons. The record is from RefSeq and is a predicted model, not a curated record.